Messenger RNA from Microthlaspi erraticum, 2430 nucleotides. NCBI's taxonomy places the organism in Eukaryota, Viridiplantae, Streptophyta, Magnoliopsida, Brassicales, Brassicaceae. The record is from the annotation of a GenBank genome assembly.
AUGGUGUCAUCGAAUGAUCCUAUCGAGACGAUUUUCAAUUCAAUCCAAGUCGUUAAAGAUGCUUUUCUCCCGAUCGAGCUGGGAGUGAAAAAGGCGGCGAGAGACAUCGAGAGUUGUUGGAUAAGCAAAGAAAAGGAUCUAGCUCUCGUUUUGAGAUCAUCUGGAAGAAACAGGAAGAAGCGGAUUUGCGCUAUUGAGGAAAAUGUUGAUAACGUUCAGUGUGUGGCGAGUGAAGAGAGGAAGAAAGGUUCGUCUAUGAAGAAGAUCCCUGUGAAGUCACUCUUUGGCAUGUUUUCUCCGAAUCUCCGUAGAAACGAGGCGGUGAAGAAGAAAGACAGUUGCUUGGAGAAAGACGAUGAUUCUUGCACGAAUUGCUUCAAGUUUGCCAUGACUUGGUCUUUGUUGGUCAGUGGCUUUGUCCAUGCUUUUCCAAUUCCCUUUAAGAUAGGCAAGAAGAGGAUUCACAAACUGGGGGAUGAUGAGAAGAACAGUCUUUCGCAUUCACGUAGUAAACAUGGCGUUAGAUCAAAGGCUUCGUUAGAAACUCGGAAUGAAAUGUGGAACCAGUCAGCUAAAUCUACGGAAAAGGAAGGGAACCAAUUCUCGAUUGAAUGCGCCAUAGGUUUUGCUAUUGAAAUGUUGACUCAGAAUCUCCAGAAGCUGGACCAAUUCAUGCAGGAUAGUUCACAGAGUGAGUCUUGUUGUUCCAAGGAAGCUAGUCGAAGUGAUGGUCCGCUGAUCUUUAACAUAUGGGAGGCUAGGAAACUUGACGUUAAUGGAUUCCUAGGAAACUUGAUGUUUGCGAGAGUUGGUGAUGUGGCGUCAGGUAUAGUUGGCCUGGCAUCUCCCGUAAGUGAAGAUGGUGACGAAAGCACUGCUGCUAAGGAGGAAAGUGCAGUGGAUGCUCGACAGAACAUUGCUAGUGGACUACUGAGUAUACCUUUGUCAAAUGUAGAGCGCUUGAAAUCCACACUGUCCACGAUUUCGUUUACUGAGCUCAUUGAGCUGUUACCGCAAUUAGGACGGCCUUCAGGAGACCAUCCUGACAAGAAAAAGCUGAUUUCUGUUCAGGAUUUUUUCAGAUACACCGAGUCUGAAGGCAGGAGGUUCUUUGAGGAAUUAGAUAGAGAUGGUGAUGGUAAAGUAACUUUGGAAGAUCUGGAAAUUGCAAUGAGGAGAAGAAAAUUGCCUAGAAGAUACGCCAAGGAAUUUAUGCGACGAGCCAGGAGUCAUCUUUUCUCGAAAUCGUUUGGUUGGAAGCAGUUUUUGUCCUUGAUGGAACAGAAGGAGCCAACCAUCCUCCGUGCCUAUACGUCUCUCUGUUUGACCAAGUCUGGUACUCUUCAGAAGAGUGAGAUAUUGGCAUCACUAAACAACGCGGGGCUUCCUGCUAAUGAAGAAAAUGCUAUAGCGAUGAUGAAAUUUUUGAAGGCUGAUACCGAGGAGUCUAUUUCCUAUGGACAUUUCCGGAACUUCAUGGUUUUGCUGCCAUAUGAGCGGUUACAAGAUGAUCCUCGUGAUAUCUGGUUUGAAGCUGCGACUGUUGUUGCUGUUGCACCCCCUGUGGCCUUACCUGCUGGAGAUGUUCUGAAAUCUGCAUUAGCCGGAGGGCUUGCCUCUGCUCUCUCCACUUCCUUGAUGCAUCCGAUUGACACAAUCAAGACACGCGUGCAAGCAUCUACCUUAUCGUUUCCUGAAGUAAUAGCAAAGCUUCCAGAGAUUGGUGUCCGGGGAGUAUAUAGAGGUUCUAUUCCAGCAAUUCUUGGACAAUUUUCAAGCCAUGGCCUGCGGACUGGAAUAUUUGAAGCAAGUAAACUUGUGUUGAUCAAUUUUGCUCCAAAUCUCCCAGAAAUUCAGGUUCAAUCGAUUGCAUCAUUCUGCAGCACGCUAUUAGGCACGGCUGUGCGGAUUCCAUGUGAGGUGCUGAAGCAACGGUUGCAGGCUGGCAUGUUCAACAAUGUAGGGGAAGCCAUUGUAGGGACGUGGCAGCAAGAUGGUCCUAGAGGGUUUUUCCGUGGGACAGGCGCAACUCUUUGCCGUGAAGUUCCACUAUACGUUGUUGGCAUGGGACUGUAUGCAGAGUCCAAAAAGAUGGUUGCGAAAGCGCUGGGAAGAGAACUGGAGGCAUGGGAGACAAUAGCGGUUGGGGCGGUGUCUGGAGGUAUAGCAGCGGUGGUAACAACGCCAUUUGAUGUGAUGAAGACGAGAAUGAUGACUGCAACACCAGGGAGACCGAUCUCGAUGUCGAUGGUUGCUAUCUCGAUUCUGCGCAACGAGGGUCCGCUUGGUUUGUUCAAAGGAGCAGUCCCGAGAUUCUUCUGGGUGGCUCCUCUAGGUGCUAUGAACUUUGCAGGAUACGAACUAGCCAAGAAAGCAAUGCAUAAGAAGGAAGAAGUUGUGGUGGUUGAUCAGCUUGCUCAGAAGAACUAA